AUGACUACAAAAACACCCACCAUACCCCCCCAACCCUCCGCCCUCACCAACCUCAUCGCCUCCUCCACCACCCCCGAACCCUCCCACCCCCUCACCGCAAGCACCCUCCAAAUCCUCCACAACCUCCAACACCAACACCUCUGGACAUCGCUGCAGACACACGAGAUUGAACUUCCCGCGCCAUCCCAGCAAUCACAAGAUACCCCUUCCUCCUCCGACCCCUCCUCCACCGCCUCCACAACAACAACACAAUACCUCAUCUCAGGCAUCCCACCCCACCACGUCUACAUCCACCCCGACGAACAACUCUACAUGCUCCAGCGCGGCCUGCGCGAGACCGACAUCGAGCUAGAGCGGCUCUUCGUGCUCCCUGCCGUGCAGGGCCAGUCGUGGAGUCUGGCGCGGUUGGCGGCGGUGUUUGAUUCGUUGCCGGGGGGAGGGGAGCGUCCUGCUGCUGCUGGUACUGAUACUGCUCUGGAUGAGGGAGAGGGGAGUGAAGGCGACAAGGCUGCGAAAUUGGCAGAGUACUACGAAUACCGGGAAAAAGCGUCCCUCACGAAGGAGUGGGGCGGGAAGAGGAUCCUGCUGGCUAUGGCGGAUAGGAUGAUGGGUGGGGAUGGGACGGUUGUUUAUUAUGUUGUGCAGGAGGGGGCUGUUAAGCCGAGGCAGAAUUAA
Molecule: messenger RNA, 675 nt
Organism: Aspergillus campestris IBT 28561
Lineage: Eukaryota; Fungi; Ascomycota; Eurotiomycetes; Eurotiales; Aspergillaceae
Exons: 1
Coding region: 1-675 (224 amino acids)
Biological process (GO): tRNA-type intron splice site recognition and cleavage; tRNA splicing, via endonucleolytic cleavage and ligation
Cellular component (GO): tRNA-intron endonuclease complex
Source: RefSeq, a predicted model, not a curated record